Botrytis byssoidea is the source of this 3075-nucleotide messenger RNA. RefSeq lists its product as uncharacterized. NCBI's taxonomy places the organism in Eukaryota, Fungi, Ascomycota, Leotiomycetes, Helotiales, Sclerotiniaceae. The transcript is spliced from 2 exons. Bases 1241 to 2578 code for a protein of 445 amino acids. The record is from RefSeq and is a predicted model, not a curated record.
CUACUUAUCCUGUAUACGAAAUAACCUGAAACACACCCACCUAAAAAACCUCGAUUGCCUCGAUUACCUCGAAUGCCUGGCAAAAGCCUCGAUUUCAAUUAAAUUCAUAAAACCUCACCGCCACCCAUAAAGACUGAUUCUGACCUUUCUCAAACUGACUGUUGCGACUGCGACUGCGACUGCGACUGCGACCUCUCGUUUCUUUAUGAAGGUGAACCCCUCUCUAAUCGGAUCUGUUAUUACUUCUUCUCUUCCUCCUUCUUCUUCUCUUCUUCCUUUUUACCACAUCAGGAUACUUCCCAGAGUCCUGUGUAGUUUUUGUUAUCGAUUUAUUUAUAACAACUACAAAAGUCCUUUUUCCAUCUCACCAAUACGAGUACAGCUAUCAAUCAAUCAAUCAAUCAAUCACCACUAUCACCACUAUCAACCAUCAUCUGAUAAGCUUCCGUCCCAUUCACAUUCCCACCCUCAACUACAACACGAAAAGUCCCCAUCAAUAUCCUCUUCGCAAUAAAUAGCAUAUCAGUCUUGUACCGUCGGUUACAAGUUGAUUCGUUCGAAAACAAAACGGAAUCUAAGCCUCAAAUCCUCUUGUUUCUUAUUUAAACGCAUAACUAUUAUCAAAGCCACCGCAAGAAUAGUACUAGGGAUACCUAGAAAAUACGCAUUGCCUUUCAUCCAUCAUUUACUACAUACGGACUUGGUAAAAGGUCAAAACUCGAGUCAAACCACCAUUCGGCUCAACAUUCUCAACAUUCACCAUUAAGUAAACACAACAUCUCGCCUUACUCUUUAUUUAUCCUGUAGUUUGUCGACUGGAUACUUUGGUACAUCGGAGAGAAGUAUCAUAAAUCAAAUUCCUCGCUGACUCUGUGGAAAUACGUCGACCGACGGACGCACGAAUCCGAAUCUUGAAAGAUACGGAAAGAGGGAGAGUACAAGAAUCGGAAGGGAAAAGGGAAAAGGGAAAAGGGAAAAGGGAAAGACACUUUACGACUGCACCACAUCAUAUAAACAAGUAAAGUGUGCAUUCAUUCUUGAAUCUUUACUCUGUACACUGCGAAGAGUACAGAGUCAUUCAAGACUUCUGCUUACACGCGGAUUGAUUGGAGACAAGGAAGCGAGAAAGCUCCCUCAUUUUCAAACAUCAGCAAGUUUCACCAUCUCCCACAUUGAACCGUCUUUUUUUUUCUCCUCCUCAAUCAUACAAUUUGUAUACAAUUUGUAUACAUCAAUCAAAAUGAGUACGGCUAUUGCAAUGGCCCCUUCACCAGUACCUCACGAUAGAUCAUCAUAUGUUGAUAUCGCAUCUUCGAAACCUUCGAAUUCUCCUCCGGCGCAAAGAAUACCUUCUUCGUCGGCCACACCGAGUGUAACAAUGGCGGCACAGCGUACAGGGAGCGGAAGUCCAAAAUCAAUUUCAGCAAAACCUUCACCUACUGCAUCUCGAAACGGUGCACCACCUAAGAUUAUCGUUAAGAAGGAACCAUCCUCACCUGAAAUAACUGCCACUUCGCGUCAUAGACCUCGAAAGCUUGAUCUCACCAAAAACACCUCGAGUGUCAAUCCAGGUACUGGAAGACCAUCAGCCAGUCAAUUGACAGGUAGGGGUGCGGAGAGUGGUGGAUUGGGUAUUCAGGACGUCGGAUUGGCAUGUCUCUCGCCAGGUUUCGUCACACAAGAUCCGACGAUGCGAGAACAAUUGCAGCGAAGUUUAUCUGUCCGUGAACAACAAAGACACAUUAUCGAAUCGCGGCUACAACAAACAGCUAAGCCUGGUGAUGCGCCAAUGGAAAGUGCUAAAGAAAGAGAGCUGAGUGGAUUACCAGCAAAAACUCCAGGUACAUCUAGAAGAAAGGCGCCGCCAGGACUAAGCAUCGUCGCACCAUCCCAUGAGCAAUUUGCGAAUGAGAGAGUAAUUCAAUCUGCUCCAAUGCACCAUAGCUUUCCUGGCAGACAUCAACCACAACCGCUAACCCGUCACGUCGCAAAUCAGCCGUCAAAUCUCUCCAACACAUCUCAUAUCCAUCAUGUACCUGCUACCCAAACUACCAAUAGACUACCACCAAUUUCAGAUGUUUUCGCAGCUGAAAAUCUAGGUGCACACCGUGAAUCGCCAAGAGGAAACGUAUACCAAAAUUCGAACUCGAAUUCGAAUUCAUCGCAUUCCAACUCCAGACCAGGCUUCCCAUCCCCAGGACACACAUCACAGCCACCAGCGUCUGCAGGCCAUCAGCGUCCUCGUGAAUACCGUUCUGCUGAGGAAGCACAGGCUGAUCUGGCUGGUGGUCGUGCUGAACUUCUACCUAAGCUCGUACAUUACGGAGGUCAUCAGCCCCCCACUCCUCCACCUACAAACGUCAACGCGAGACCUUCAGAAGCUGGUCGAAGCAGUGGUAGAAGAAGACCUAGAGCAGAGUAUGAAGAGGGAGCUAGUCCGCCACUUGGACAAGGUCCACCUACAUCGAGACGAACUGGACCAUUUGGAGAGGGACGAGAUAGUCCAAUGACUUCACAACAGAAGAAGGAAGAGUUCAUGCGCCUGUGUAAUCGGGCUUGGGAUCUUUUCCAUUCUUAGCUGUUUGUUUUCAUGUCUCUCCUUUUCUUCUUUCCUUUUGUCUAUCAAACAAAUAAUGCUAUAACUGGAGCUUCACUUUUACUUCUGGGAAAGGCAAUACUCUUUUUGCGUUUUAUGAUGACAGGGCAUGUUGUACGUGCCUGUCGGUAUACUUUCUUGAGCCAUUAUGAUCGACCAAAUGAUUUCUUUUUACUGCUUCAUAUGAUUGAUGCGUUGAUUCAUGGUUAUAAUGGACACAAUUAUAUUUAAUUCGCUAGGGUGAAUGGGGGUGGUGUGAAAUGGAGGCAUUUGUGGGUGAACGGAUGGGUGGUUAGGGAGAAGGGAAUGGCAUACAAUGAUUUUCCAUGAUUUUUCGGCAAUCUUUGAAGGUUGAGGAGGUGGAUGGGGAAUGGGGAAUGGGCAUAGGAAUGGAAGGGAAGGGAAAGAAGGAUAUGAGGAGAUAUCUUCAGAAAAGGAAUGGAUUCUGUUCUAUAUUCAAUUCAAUGAAAGAACUCUCU